AUGGCAUUGUGGUCUGGUGUUUUAUUAGGAGAUAUGACACGCUACGGGGAGAACGGAGGAAUUCAAGAAAGUAGCUCUUGUAGGUUUUUGUCGUUCACAUCGGCAAACGCUAAGACUGAAGGCUAUAUAGAAGGAGCUAUGCGAAAUCUCAAACAGGAAGACUUCCCUGGAAAAAGACGGUUAAGAGCUGACGUAUUUGUACUGCAAAAUUAUGAGCGCAUACGACGUCGUGAGCGAAAUUAUGGUGAUGGAUUGCAUGUUUACUUGAAAAAACAGAAAAAGAGAAGGUAUGAAAAGAGGACAAAGAAUAUCGCUGAGAGCAACAAUGAAUCUGAUAGUGAUUUGCCAGAAAUGACAUAUCACACAAGCCAAGAGAGAUGGGGUAAGAAAGAUCCGGAAACUCCAAAGCAGAAUCCAAAGCUUGGAAGGUAUCAACAAUCACCAUCAAUUCCACUGAGUGUAACUCCAAAUUUAAAGAAAAAUAAAAGCAAAAGCAAAACGCUACUUGAUAAAACAGACAGAGAUGCAACAUUGAUGCGAAGUUCACCAGGUAAAAGAAAGUUUAUGAGUGAUAUGACGUACAAACAGAACGAAGCAGAUAGUACCUAUUCCAAAGUGGCAGUUACGAAGAUGAAAAUUGACGAUUUAGCAGAAAAUAAACAUGAAGAUGUUCAGGUCAUAAAGAAGGACAAAUACGUAACGAAGCACACCUUGAUCCAUGUCGAAGAAAAGGAAGCUAAAAUAAAGCGCAAGAAACGUUUGUCAAAAGCGAAAGAGAGCAGGAGAUCAAAAAUGGACCGAAUGGAUGUGGAAAGGAAUGGACGGGUGCAGCACAAAAAACAUGAAAGAGGAAAAAAUAAUGCCAAAAGAACAACAAUGUCGCAAGGAGGUAGUAAUUCACAACUUAACAAAAGCAAAUGA
Xenia sp. Carnegie-2017 is the source of this 921-nucleotide messenger RNA. RefSeq lists its product as uncharacterized. The coding region runs from base 1 to 921 and encodes 306 amino acids. The transcript has a single exon. Lineage: Eukaryota; Metazoa; Cnidaria; Anthozoa; Malacalcyonacea; Xeniidae. The record is from RefSeq and is a predicted model, not a curated record.